Messenger RNA from Aedes albopictus (Asian tiger mosquito), 1702 nucleotides. RefSeq names its product probable chitinase 10. NCBI's taxonomy places the organism in Eukaryota, Metazoa, Arthropoda, Insecta, Diptera, Culicidae. The record is from RefSeq and is a predicted model, not a curated record. Bases 99 to 1214 code for a protein of 371 amino acids. Gene Ontology annotation, molecular function: chitin binding. The transcript is spliced from 2 exons. Gene Ontology annotation, cellular component: extracellular region.
CUCUUAUCAGCACGAAAUGCAAAACAUUCAAUGAACGGUAAUCAGAUUACACUAUGAUAUGUUCUUUACUGCGUAAUGAAUUGCUUUUCCAUUAGGAAAUGGAAGUGAAACUAUUUAUGCUCCUCGUUUUGAUCUAUACCAGUCGUUCAACUGAUGCCAUUUGCCAGGAUGCCAGUACCUCCGGUGGGACUACGCAUUUCCCCCAUCCAACGAAUUGUGCAAAAUUCGUGGUUUGCAAUUGGGGUCAACCAACGGUGCAUGACUGUCCGGCCGGAACUUUAUGGAACGAUUUUGUAAAAACCUGUGAUCAUGCUAGAAAUGUGAAAUGUAGGCGUCCACUAGUGCACAACACUGCUGUCGUUGUAGGAAAUCAUCGGAACCCAAACUGUCCCAGAGUGAUAGAUUUGCACAGGCCAGUUUAUGUACCUCACCACGAUUGCACUAAGUUUUAUUUAUGUACGGCUGCGGGACCCCGAGAGAUGGUGUGCGAUUCAGGUUAUAACUGGAAUAAAAAUACGAAACGUUGCGAAUGGCCUGGAUCAACGGGCGUUAUUCCAACUUCUUUCAUUCGCACGCCUCCACCUCCACCUGCACCAGUGUUGACAACAACUAAACCUUCGACAACAACUCCAGAAAUGCCACGAAGUGGUUGUCCAACAACAAUUGCACCGAACAAACCUGUAUAUCUACCACACCCAGACUGUUCCAUGUUCUACAUGUGUACGUCAAAAGGUCCCAAGGAAUUACAUUGUAUCUCCGGAUAUCACUGGAGUGUAUCGACAAAUAGCUGUGAAUUUCCUUGGGACGCUGGUUGCAUUGAUAUCAACGCAAGUCCUUCAUCUUCAACAACUACAGCAGCAGCACCAACUCAUCAAACGCCAACUCAAGCACCACCGAAUGAGUCCUGUCCGGGCCAACUUGCUCCCAACAGUCCAGUCUUUCUACCGCAUCCCGAUCAGACCAAAAUCUACAUUUGCAUAUCCGGAGUAGGCCGCAUGGAAUUGAGUUGCCCCAAAGGUCUACGGUGGAAUGAAAAGGGUAUCUGCAUUCCGAUGGAGGGCACAAGUACCACCACCAGCCCACCGCUGAGAAGCACCACACCGAUGGUGGUAAAUCGAAGGACUACAACUGCCAGUGGUCGUACGGUAAAUGCUACAAAAGAAUCUACAGAGCCCGAUGAAGCCUUCGGGACGGAUGUGCCCAUAUUUGGGUGAAGGAAUAUAUGAGAGGCCUUGGAUGCGGGGACUUGUUUUAUAAGUAUGAUAUCACAGACAAACAGACGUAACUCUAAGAAAAAAUCCAUCAAAAACUUUUGUCCGGUGUCUUUUUCUGGAGCACACUGCUACCUGUUGGUAGAACCGUGCGAGACACUGUCGGCCAUAAUGGAUUUCGAUUUGACGUAUGUUUAACACGCGCACUACUACAAAAAUCGCCUAUAUUUUUCGUUUGAAUCAUUCAGGAAGAUGUACAUUGGCAAACGUCGAAGUGAUCGAACACUAGCGCCUCCGGCGGAAGGACCGCGGAAAUCAAUAGAAAUUUUAGUUGAUCGUUAAAUGCAUGUGCCAAACCGUUUGUAAUGUGAUACGUCUGUUUGUCUGUAAUUAUAUUCAAAUCAUGUCAAUCAAGGUGCACUUUAAAGAGAACUUAAAAAUUCAAAAUGAUGAACUAUUGAACAAAUAAAUAUUCAAGGGGUUCCAUUCUA